CAGACCUCCAUCACUGAGGCAGCCAAACUGAAAGCUUCAUCAAGAGCCACAGCUGGUGUGAGAAGGUCAAAUGAGAGUGAACUAAAUGAAGACAAAAGCAACUCUGUAAAUCAGCAACGAAAAGAGCAGGAAUACCACUUUCAGGCAGUCACCAUGGAGACCAGCCCGCUUUCAGAAAUGGCUGAUCUAACAGACUGUAAAAUGGAUCCUGGGUAUACAGAGGACCAGAAAUGCCAGUUCAGUGAGGAGAAAGAAUGUUUUGCCACAUAUUUCUCAGAGUGCCUAGAUACCACAAAAAGCAACCCUCAGGAAGACACAGAUGAGCAAGAACGCAAAGACAUAACCAAUGAAUGUGAUAGCUCAGGUGAAUCUGAUGGCACCACAGACCCUCAAGAGGGCAUUUUGGCCAAGGUCAAAGAACAAGAGGAGUCAAAACCCAGAGAAUAUUUGACCUCUGAGCUUUACGAAGACUCUCACAUGAAUGACCAACCAGAAGAGGUAGAGAAAAUCAACAUUUCUAAUGAUGUCCAGGUGGAAGAACACAUUGAGCCCCAGGAACAGGUGGAUGAACAAGAAAAAUCUGGGAUAGAGCAGCAAAUCGAAGAGUUAGCAAUUUCUGAAGUCCCAACUGAAUCAAAGGAUAUGGAUCAAGAUGAAUUAAGUGAUUGUUUACAUGUGGAGAUGGCCAUUAUUUCAUCAGACAGUGAUGCUGAGGAGCAAUGGAGGUCUGUAGUUUCAUCAACUGUUGACAAAGAAGCGGAUGAAGAUAAUGGUGAUCUCUUGGGUAUGGAUGAACCAGAGAACAAUUCUGAGGACCAAGCAAGGCAGGAAGACGACACAGUGAAUGAGAGUAAUGCUGAAGACGAGGAUGUAACCCUGGCGAUGAACAUCAGUGAAAGUGAUAUUCUAGAACAACCAGAAUGUCCCACAGAAUGUGAGCUGCAGGAUAUUGCUUUGGAUUCCACUGUCCACUACUGUAACAAUAUUCCAGAGGAUGAGGAAGAGCUUGUGCAGAGCUCAAAGCACAACCUGCAGCACCUGUCCUGCUCAACGUCCGAGCUUGACAAGAGGGUGCCACAAGACUUCUGUGUGGUUCAGGACAUAAAGAGUGAAAAUGUCAGCACGGAGCACUUGGAUUUCAGAGUGGCACGCAAGCAAUGGCAGAAGAUGGAUGAGCAAACCAAGGGUCAGGUGCACCGGCCAGUAGUGAGGCUGGGGUCUUGCCAGGUUGGUCACAGCUUCAUGUAUACACCUGUGCGCAACAUUGAUCGCCCUAGGAAAGACCCAGACAUAGAGAGUCUUGGUCUGGGAGAUUACCAGUACACUCAUUUUAGCCCCUGUUCGGAAGACUCUGGUCUAGACGACACAAGCUACAGGUCCAAUUUCGAUGAGCCAGAGACUUCAGUGGAGAGGGAGAUCCGUGAAGCUCUGGAGCGAGAAGACAAUUUCAGGCAAGAGAGGGCAAUGGCAAAGGCCUCUGCUGGUGAGGCUACGCAAGUUAAACUCAGGCCUGGUACUCUUCAACACAGCAAAUCAGAGCCUGGGAAGCAAGGAAGGAUGUUUGACACACCAGAGGACAGAUGCAGGUCUCAGAGAUUUCCUAGUGCAAGAACACCAACUUUCUCCAUUACUGCUUCAUCUGGAAGAGGUCCCACAUACCACGAAAUGACUGCCAACAAUGUCAUUAUACUCGAGCCGGAUUCGUACCCCAUCAGCCCAAUAAAUCAGGGGAAAGAAGGGCUGCUCUCUCCAGGGAGAAAUAGCCAAGAAUGGCCAUCAGACAUGAACAACGUCAUUAUCUUGGAGACAUCCAAUCUCAUCAUCCGAAGUGCCUCGGAAUUCUGCCUGAGCACUGCAUGCCAAGAGACACAAGAGAGCACAUUUCACAACAAUCCCUUUUUCAAACUGCGCUCACAUAGCACCCAGUCUCUGGUGGACCAGGAAAUCAUGAUGGUGAAGCAAAGAGAAGAGGAGCUCAGGAGGCAGAGAGCACAACUAUAUGUAAAGGACAGAUAUGACACAGUCCUAGUGUCCCCCAGCCAACUGCAGAAUUUCACUUAUGAGAGACCAGGAGAAAUACCAGUUAAAUCAAAGUCAUCCCCCUCGUCUCCUUCGAAGACAUGCAAAAUGGGCCGCUCUGCUUUGUCCUGUGACCACAAGUUCCCAGAGGCACCUAACCCUCGAGUCAGACGGAAAAGUGCACUGGCCCAGAGAUGGGAGGCAGGUAUCUUUGCCAAUCAUCAGAAACAAGACUGAAUGAUUUGAUUAAAUGAAGCACCUAAGCUCAAAUCAAGUCUCUAUUACAGUGAAAGCAUGCAUAAAUAGUUUAGAGAGUAAUACAUUCAGUAAUUAGACAAAUUUGAAACUUAUUAGGUAAGUACUAAAAAUCUAUUUACGACACAGUAAAACUGUACUUUUUACAUUUUCUGAUGGUAAUAGUAUUUUCCUUCUGAAUUUGAUCCUGGAUACACUUUUAUAUUAUUGCAGAUGAAGCACAAUUUAUAAUGUAUUCCUAAAUUGCACUAUGUACAAAAUAAUGUUAAACAUUGAGAACUUUAUUAUUCUAUUAUUCACAAUAUAUGCAUCAUUUAAAAAAAUACAAUAAUUUUGAGUCUUAUAUUAACAAAUAAACUUUGUUAUAAGACAUUUUGUCACUUUAACUAUUAAACCCCUAAUACAGUAGAGAACUGAGGUUAACAGAAAUAACAUUAUAUUUGAUUUAAGCUGAUCAAAAGUGCAAUUUAAGACAGGGAAGUCCAUAGCUUGGACUGUCUAACAGAAUGGUGUCUGAGGUACUGUAGUUAAUUGAAUACAUUUUGGAUGUAGCUCCGAGAGGUGUUACAAGAUAAGUAGCUGGAUUCUGUACUAUAAUUACAUUGUGAGUAUUUGAGCUAUUUUCUGCUUUGAUUGCCUGCUAAUAAUGUGAACAUUUAUUCUUGUGUGAAAAUAUUAAUACAAAAGAUGUGUGAGUUUCACUCCAUAAUAUUCAUGUUGCAACUUAAUAGAUAUGUUUCUUCCUUUGCAGUAUGUUUUCAAAAUGCAAAAUGCUGUUUAAACCUUGAAAUAAAAUG
Myxocyprinus asiaticus (Chinese sucker) is the source of this 3071-nucleotide messenger RNA. RefSeq lists its product as uncharacterized. NCBI's taxonomy places the organism in Eukaryota, Metazoa, Chordata, Actinopteri, Cypriniformes, Catostomidae. The record is from RefSeq and is a predicted model, not a curated record. The coding region runs from base 154 to 2256 and encodes 700 amino acids. The transcript is spliced from 4 exons.